Molecule: messenger RNA, 366 nt
Organism: Paracoccidioides brasiliensis Pb18
Exons: 2
Coding region: 1-366 (121 amino acids)
Biological process (GO): intracellular protein transport
Cellular component (GO): Sec61 translocon complex
Source: RefSeq, a predicted model, not a curated record
AUGCAGGCCUCAGGAUCUGGCGCCGACUCAGGAGCUGAAGGAACCAAGGCUUCCUUGAGCGCUUCCGGCGCUGCCGGCUCGUCCCUCAAUUGUCCUUCAUCACCCACUCCCCCGGGCGGACCACGGACAGCUCUGCGCCGUCGGGCUGCUGCAGACCACAAGGAAUCCAUCCGGAAUGCGCGCCCCACAUCGACACGAGCUGCUGGUGCUGGAGGUUCCUCUGGGACUAUGCUAAAGCUCUAUACGGACGAAAGCCCGGGGUUGAAGGUUGACCCGGUUGUGGUGUUGGUGCUGAGUUUGGGCUUUAUAUUCUCAGUUGUUGGUUUGCACGUUAUUGCCAAAGUUACUCGGAAAUUCUCUGGAUAA